Messenger RNA from Spodoptera litura, 755 nucleotides. RefSeq lists its product as uncharacterized. NCBI's taxonomy places the organism in Eukaryota, Metazoa, Arthropoda, Insecta, Lepidoptera, Noctuidae. The record is from RefSeq and is a predicted model, not a curated record.
GAAAACCAUUAACGGGACGACAGAACAGCUUGCCUACCGAAAUGAAGGCAUUUAUUGUGCUCUGCAGUGUAAUUUCCAUAGUUUAUUGCAAAACUUUGGGCACGCACUCUGCCCUCCACAGAUCCGGUCAGCGAUGCGUUAACAUGUGGGAUGAAGGCUGCAUCAAUGGACAACUAAACGGUGCUGGGAAUGAUGACGACUACCUGAAUGGUGGUUUCAACCCUGGUAAACGAUGCGUCAACAUGUGGGACGAAGGAUGUAUCAAUGGACAACUUAAUGGAGCUGGCAAUGACGAUAACUAUCUAAACGGCGGCUUCAACCCCGGCAAGCGAUGUGUCAACAUGUGGGACGAAGGAUGCAUCAAUGGACAACUUAAUGGUGCUGGCAAUGAUGACAACUAUUUGAACGGCGGCUUCAACCCUGGCAAGCGAUGUGUCAACAUGUGGGACGAAGGGUGCAUCAAUGGACAACUUAAUGGAGCCGGCAACGACGACGAUUACCUGAAUGGCGGUUUUAAUCCUGGCAAAAGAUCUUUGCACAGUCUGCUAGAAAAGCUGAAGAAAUCCGGACACCACGUAUAAGUUCCUAAAACACAUUGCUCGCUAGUAUUUUCUUAGUUUUGUACUUAUUUUGAUUAUUUUAUUAGUGUCGUUUUAUUUUAUUUGUUCUUUAGAGGCUUAUGGUCAAGGGUUAACUCCUCUCAUCACUUGUAAUAAUAAUUUAUUUAUGCUUCAAUAAACUGUAUUACAAAAUCA